GUUUUGAAAUUUUUUUAAAAAGCAUGUUUGGAGAAUACUGAACUUACUUACGGCGCUAAGUUUAAAUCAGUGUGCUUUAACAAUCAUCCCAAGUAGAACAUUCAAAAAAAUAUAUAUGCAAUAAUGGAGCUUGAUUUCGGACUGGAUUACUUUAUGUCAGGAGCAUUGCCUACACCUGAACCACAAGAUGGAGAUAUAAAACACCUGAAUCCUUUAGAACUGAACAUUGAUUUUCAAUUGGGAUGCGGAAAUAAAAAAAAAUCUAGUAUGGAUCAUGUGAAAAGACCUAUGAAUGCUUUUAUGGUAUGGUCUCAGAUAGAACGUAAAAAAAUGGCCGAUAUAUAUCCGGAUAUGCACAAUGCCGAAAUAAGUAGGCGGUUAGGUAAACGGUGGAAAUUGCUAUCCGAUGCUGACCGCAGACCUUUUGUAAUUCGUUCUGAGAAAUUAAGGGAAGAGCAUAUGCGACGAUAUCCUGAUUAUAAAUAUCGGCCAAAGAAGAAAGCUAAAGAACUAGCGGCUAAAGAAUUGGCAGCCAAAGAAUUAAAGAAUUUUUCAAAAGUUUGUGAAUAUAAUAUUGUCACUUUAACAAACGGAAGAAAUGACGAUUGGGAUAAAAGCAAAUAUACAAACAAUGUAGCGUGUUGUGAAAACAAUAAAGCGCCCCCUAAUAAGACUUUUGUUACCAUAUCACGACAAGUUGGUCAGAUUGGUAGUUUAAGCAACAUAACAGUAUCACCUCAAAAAUGUAUAGAUAUUCCUCCUUCAACAUUAUCACCACCAUCUGUUGUACCAGAUUGUUGUGGUACACCACCGGACGAAUAUAACUCUGAAUCGUUUUAUAACUAUGAUUCUUUUUCUGGAAAGAACAAUUCAAAUUCCCUAUAUCAUGAAGAUAUGGACUUAUUGAUAAAUUUUGCUCGUUUUACUGAUGGACUUCCGGAUCUUUAUACAACGCCGGAAGUUUCUGAAAUGUUAACUGGUCAAUGGCUAGAGAACGAUCUCGGUUUUUAAAAAUUUUUUUUGAAAUUAUAUUUUUAAGUCAAAUCAAAAGUUUAGGUUAUUUUUAACUAUUUAUAAUUUAUUUGUCUAAAUUUUGUUUGUUCUGUUUUUAUUCUAUAUAGUAAUUCUCUAAUUGACUUUUAUUAAAUACCAAAAGUAAGAAAAUGUUUUGAAAUGUUUGUAACUUGUUCGUUUCGCUAGAAAGUUUAUUUUUGUGAAUGCGGGUUGACUCCCACAUAUCUUUUGCGCAUAAUUGUUUGAGGUUUGAAUAUCUCAUUUUGUUGAUAUUUUUUUGUACGUAUUUAUUUUCUUUGCGAUGUAAAUAAAAUACUCUCACAAUA
Messenger RNA from Hydra vulgaris (swiftwater hydra), 1340 nucleotides. RefSeq names its product transcription factor Sox-17-alpha-B. Lineage: Eukaryota; Metazoa; Cnidaria; Hydrozoa; Anthoathecata; Hydridae. The record is from RefSeq and is a predicted model, not a curated record. Gene Ontology annotation, molecular function: RNA polymerase II cis-regulatory region sequence-specific DNA binding; DNA-binding transcription factor activity, RNA polymerase II-specific. Gene Ontology annotation, biological process: cell differentiation; anatomical structure morphogenesis; regulation of DNA-templated transcription.